Molecule: messenger RNA, 5169 nt
Organism: Protobothrops mucrosquamatus (brown spotted pit viper)
Lineage: Eukaryota; Metazoa; Chordata; Lepidosauria; Squamata; Viperidae
Gene: PPRC1
Product: PPARG related coactivator 1
Exons: 14
Coding region: 21-4892 (1623 amino acids)
Biological process (GO): positive regulation of transcription by RNA polymerase II
Cellular component (GO): nucleus
Molecular function (GO): RNA binding; transcription factor binding
Source: RefSeq, a predicted model, not a curated record
AUUUGUGAGGAGGUGCCAAGAUGGCGGCCCUGUGGGGCGGCGGUGCGGGACAUGCUGGGGCUGGGGGAACCCUCCCCAUGCGAGCUGCCUCGGAGCCUUUGGUGGGCAAUAGCUUUUCUUCUACGCAGUGUUUACUGGCAGAGGAUUUGCACUUGGCAUCUUUGGAAGCAGAAACCAUCCUUGAAGCUGGGGAAUUCCUGGAAACAAUGCAGGACUACUUAGACUCUUCUGUCAUUUCCAUCAUUGAAGAUUUCAGCAGUUUGACUGAGGUAAAAAGCCACAUGGAUGCAGAGAAUGAACUUUCCCUGUUGACGGCAAUAACAGAUAUUCUUGAUAGCACGGAUGAUGAGACUCUGUCUCCCUUUGACCCUAUUCCUGAAUCUGAAUUGCUAACAUCACCCAGAGAAAUUGAGAAUUCUUCGUUUCAGAGAUUUCUUAGUUUUUCUCUGACACCCGAUGAACAAGACUUACACAAUAUUGAGGAUUUCCAGGAGCCUGGACUGUGCACCAUUAUGUCAAAGAAGGUUGAAGCCAGUACUACCGGCAUUCCCUUCUCAUUAUCUUCAAGUUAUCCCAAACUUUCAGUUUUUUCAAACAAUGUGAGUAACAAAGCAUUCUGGGAGGAACAGAAGCUCUUCAAGAAUAGAGAACAAGAAUCACCUGUGCUACAGAGCAGUGAUGGAGAGGAAGAAGAGGUCACACAAGGAUGCAGGGAAAGUUUUACGGCAGUUGUGAAGGAGAUGGAACCUGAGAGAGACCUUGAUGAAUGUGAUGAUCCCUAUAUCAUUGCCGCAGAAAAUAUUUCCCUUGAUGAAUUAGUGAGAUCAAUGCACUCUUACUGCCAGCCCACCCUCACUGUAUGCCUGACUUCUGAUAAUCAGUCCCUUGCUGAGAAGAAUCUCACAGGCCCACUUGUCUUAGAAAUAAUGCCUGAUGGUGGAGAGAUCAUGAUGGGAAAAGAAUUGCCUGAGCUUGACUCAUACAAACAAGAUGGGAAGGUAGUUAAUGCUAUCCUUCCAAACAUAAAAGAUGGUCAUCUACAGAUAGAGGACACUCAGAAAUCAACAGAUAAUGAAAACAAUACACCUGUGCCUGCCUCAGUGGCUCCAAAAAAUGCCUCAAAGAAGGGUCAGGUAUCUACAAAUAUUAAAAAGAAGAAGAGAAAGAAAUCCAGAGAGGAAACAAAGUAUCACAAGACCAUAAACUGCCAACAAGUGUCUGCCUGUCCUCAAAUGCAGACCAGGAUUGAUGCAAAGAAGUCUAUGACAGACUCUAGUUUUCAAAAAAAAGAACUAGAGAAAACUGGAAGGAAAAAAUUGCUCCUAAAUCAAGUAUCUCAGACAAAGGAAAUGCUUGAAACUCAAGUAGAAUGGUCAAAAUGUGUGAGGGAGGAAGGAUCCAAAAAUCCACUUCUGUCAAGCUUAGUAAGUGCAAGGAAUGUGCCAUAUGCAGAGGAGCCCACACAAAAUCUAGGGAAUGCAGACCUUGUGCCUAUAGUCCAGAGGGAUGUCCCAGGAGAACCCCAUGAAAAAAGCCAGUUCCUCCUACCAAUGAUUGAAAUGUCUAGCUCAGAAACUUCCCAAAUGCUCCCUGGUUGCACGACGGAUCUUACAGGACAGCCGACCAAGGAUACACCUUACUUUGAAAAUCAGGAACUCAUCUGCCCUCCAAGGGAAACUAAACCUCGGCCUCUCAGUUUGAGUGAAUACAGGCAGCGCCGGCAGCAGCGCCCGUCUAAUAAUGACAGUAUCCAGAACACCAGAGAGAACCAGAGUGCCAGCAAGUGGCCCAGCGUUCCCAAUUUCCCUACAGAGUUGGCUGACCUUCCUUGCCUGAGAGCUCUGCCACCCACCAAAGCUGCAGCACCUAAACUUGCAAAGGAACCUGAAAAACCUGCCGCCUCCCCCACUACUCUUGCCCCUGAUGACAAAGCAAGUGCCAUGACCCUUUCCAUGCUCUCUUCCGCUACAACUCUGAAACAAAGAGAUCCUCCAUCUUCGCAGAAUGUCUGCGGAGGUUCUCAGUCUCCAUCUUCGCGGCUUCCUUCACCUACACCUAUUGCUGUAGUGCCUGCUAGUAAAGUAUGUGCUUUUUCUCACAUUGGGCCACAAGUGCCUCCAGCAUUGUCCGUACCUCAUGUGCCACCAGCCCGAGAUACUUUCCUACCAGCUCCUCCUAACCACUACAAUUUGGGCUCAUCCCAACCAGCAGGAUCUUCAUGGUCUCACUUUGCUCUUCUACCAGCUAAUUACCAAAGUUUGCCACCACCACCACCUCUUACUGAAGCUUGUUCUCCUGUCUUCCAUACAGUCCCCCCCUUACUCCCUCCAACGUGGCCUCCCCCACCUGUUCCUUUGCCUUUUGUUCCAGCCCUGCCUUAUGGCUCUGUUGAGUGGGCUCCACUGCCACAGUCUUCCUACUGGUCUGGAAUACCAGUGCCACCUCCAGUGUUGCCUAUCCCAUAUGGAGAUCAAGGAAGUCUGAGGCAAAGUCCUCAGGUUGGCACUUUACCUGCUUCAUCUCUUUCUGAUGGAUUUCCUGGCCAGCAAAGUACAGCUUUAGCACCAGAGUCCUCCUGUAUUGGAUUUAAAAACAUGGUCAGUGAAAGUCAAAGCCUGCCUGUCCAGAUAUGCCAAGUAGAAGCUCCUUCAGCAAUCAGGGCAGCUCCCAGAAAAAUAUCUGAUCCAAGAAGACAAACACAGCUCUCUACAGUUCAGUCUCAAACUGAAGUAACUUCAAGCAGUUCUCAGUCAUUGGAGAAACUGCCUUUGUCACCAUCAGUUGAUAAGCCUUCAAAAGAAACAGCAUCGACUCAGCACGGGAGCAAAAGUUCUGCCCUGCAGUCCUUAGGGGUGCCCCUUCCUGUGCCCCCUUCUCAUCAAAUACUGGGAGAAUCUGCUGGUAAACUGAAGCUCUCAAAAGAAGACUUUCAGCUUAUAGAGAAGAACCCUGAACUCUCUGACUUUGUAGAAACUACUACUGUUACUGUGGCUCAGAACAACAAGAAGCCACCAGCAGAGGGACAUUCUUUCCUUUCAGUUUCCUUGGCACCUGGAAAACAAAAGGAACCAGCUGAAAUCCAAUCAGAUGUCACAGAACAUGCCCUUGUUGCUCCCAAUCCCUCAACAUUAUCAGGGCCCCAGAAAGUACAGAAAAAUGGCCAUCUUUCCAAGAAAACAUCAUCAUCCAUGUGGAAAAACCAGCCUUUCAUCAACUCUGCACAGCAUAAGCAUGAUAAAGAUCUUUUUCACUCAUUUAUCAAUGAGAUUGGAAUUGAGGCUUCUGACCUACCUAGCCUGCUAGAGCAAUUUGAAAAGAUUGAAGCCAAAACAGAAGCAUCUACUGUAUUAAAGAAAAAUAAAUCUACAGGGAAUAAUGGGUCUGAGUUACAAUGGGAAAAGAAAAUGGUGGACCGGCUUCAUGCACCAGAGCUCAUCAAUGUUGCAGGUUUGACUCCUCCAGCCACUCCACCCCAUCAGCUGUGGAAACCUUUGGUACCUGUCUCAUUACCGGGACAGGAUGGGUCCCAAAAAGAUACCAGGCUUUUGAAAUCCCUAAACAAAUUCCACUGGAAAGCUGUAACCCCUGUCCACGUAGGCUCUGGUGAGCAUGACUAUUGUCAACUAACUGUUGCUCAGCCAAAGGGAGGUGCCAGAUGGAAUAUUAAACAGAACUUGGAUAUUACUAUAAAACCUAUUAAGACCCUAACAAGACAAGUGCUAGAUCAAAAAACCUCUGCUGAUAUAAAAAGGCCCCCUGCUGCUGUUAGAUUGAAUCCUGUAGUUCCUACUUGUCAGAAUCCUAGAGAAUUUGCCAACCAUGUUAAUUCCAACAAGGGCCAGACCAAAGAUUCCAGGACUGUUAUUGCUGACUUGAAACCUACUAUCCCAAGUUCAACGUUGUUGGAGACCAGUCUUAUACAUCCAUGCAAAGAGGCAUUAGACCAUCGGACUACUAUUCCAAGGUCCAUGACUGGGGGCAAUGAUGAUCCAUGCUCUGUACUGCUGUCACCGGCUGCAUCCCCUUGCCGAGAUUCAGGAGAAUCAACAUUACAGCAACUUCAGGAGAUACAGGAGAAACCUCUUGCUUCGAAACGCUCCUUAAGAUGCUACCGGAGCAGACAGAGAUCAGCUAGUCCGGAAAGCCACAGGGGCAGAAGCCGACGAAACCAUGCUAGCCGGUCCUUCAGUUCAAGCUCUGAUGGUGACAGUGAUACUUCAUCAUCUUCAUCGUCGUCGUCGUCGUCAUCCUCUUCUUCGUCACAAUCACGUUCUCGGUCUCCACCAUCCAAACACUGGCGAAGAUGUCGUUCACGGAAUUCCAGCUCUUCUUCCACUAAAUGGAGCCAUUCAAGGGGCAGGUCCCACUCUCCCUCCAAUUCCUCUUACAGAUCACGAUCAUCCUCCCGGUCCCCUUCUCCUCACAGAAGGAAUAGCUACAGGAAAAGCUAUAAUUCUAGCAGUUCCUAUGAACGUUACCAAAGGCAGAAAAACAAAUAUAAAGAACGUGCAAUCGAGGAACGCCGCGUUGUCUUCAUUGGUAAGAUCCACAACAGGAUGACACGAUCAGAGUUGCGACAUCGUUUCUCUGUUUUUGGGGACAUUGAAGACUGCACACUGCACUUCCGGGAGCAUGGGGAUAACUUUGGCUUUGUGACUUAUCGAUACGCUGAAGAUGCCUUUGCUGCUAUAGAAGGUGGACAUGCACUGCUUCGUCCUGAUGAACAGCCCUUUGAUCUGGGUUUUGGAGGACGUCGACAGUUCUGUAAAAGAAGCUACGCUGACUUAGAUUCCAGCCAAGAUGACUUUCAACCUGCCUUUCUGAAAAAUAAAUACGAUGCUCUUGACUUUGACACCUUAUUGAAGCAGGCUCAGCAAAGUCUGCGGAGGUAGUGCUAGUUCUCCUGGGCUCAGUUGCCCAGUAGGCAUCUGCCUACACCAGCCUUACCUCAGAUUGGUUGCAGGGGCAAACAGCCCCCCUCCGGCCCAGCUCCGUAUCCAGCAUGAUUUUUUUAAUGAAAUACAAACAUAAAAAAAAAUAUUCUGGGUUUUUCCUAAAAGCUAUUUAAGGGAAGGACCUUUGUUUAACAAGUGGGAUAGGAAUGGAAAUACAUUGACAAUUUCUAGUCCACUUAAUUGCUAUGCAGACAAUAAAAUUCCAACUACAGAC